CGCUACAGUCGGAAAGCGCACGUUAAAUCUCCUAUAUCAGUCAGUCGAGUCAGAUCAGUCAUCUGAUGAUGUAUUGUGUGUUGAGGAUGAGAGCGACCGGCGUUCUACUUCUGGCGUUAGUAGCUAUUCAAAGCUACACGCCUGUGGAUGCCCAUCGAUAUGGCCAUCGAUACUUCAAUAGGUAUUUCAGGCCUCAUCGACGCUGUGUACUUCAAACAGUGAACGCUGUGUGCAGAGUGGCCGCAGACCCCGGAAUCACAGACCCAGUGAGCGGGACGAUACGCCUGUCACAAACACUUAACUAUUGUACACAACGACUUUCGCCUCUUACAAUUGACCUUGACCUCCAAGGAUUCUCGACAACCGACACCGUGGUUCUUCACGGCUUCCACGCCCAUGCACUCGGAGACCUCAGUAAUGGCUGCGCAAGCCUUGGGGGACACUUCAACCCGUUUGGAACUAAUCAUGGCGAUCGUACCUCCCCAGUAAGACAUGCUGGUGACUUCGGAAACAUCAUGGAACAAGCUGAUGGCACUGUUAAUACAACCAUUACUGAUACGGUAGCGAGGCUGUUCGGGACGAACUCACUCAUCGGCAGGAGCCUUGUGAUCCAUGCAGGAACUGAUGACCUUGGCCUUGGUGGUAACGCCGGAAGUGUGGCUAGCGGCAAUUCAGGACCAAGAGUAGGAUGCUGUGUCAUUGGUCGGGGGCAGAACCCACCGCGCACGGUGGUGUGGGGAAAGUAAUAUAUGGUCAAGUAUCAUAUUUUCGAUGCAAAAUAUGCGAAUCACUGUAUAGGCCUGUGGCUAUGUAUACAAUAAACUUGAU
This is a messenger RNA of Haliotis rufescens (red abalone), 828 nucleotides long. Its product is annotated as superoxide dismutase [Cu-Zn]-like. Gene Ontology annotation, molecular function: copper ion binding; superoxide dismutase activity. The transcript has 5 exons. Gene Ontology annotation, biological process: removal of superoxide radicals. The record is from RefSeq and is a predicted model, not a curated record. NCBI's taxonomy places the organism in Eukaryota, Metazoa, Mollusca, Gastropoda, Lepetellida, Haliotidae. The coding region runs from base 66 to 746 and encodes 226 amino acids.